Messenger RNA from Dromiciops gliroides (monito del monte), 3635 nucleotides. RefSeq names its product NUMB endocytic adaptor protein (gene NUMB). The record is from RefSeq and is a predicted model, not a curated record. The coding region runs from base 268 to 2079 and encodes 603 amino acids. Gene Ontology annotation, molecular function: cadherin binding. Lineage: Eukaryota; Metazoa; Chordata; Mammalia; Microbiotheria; Microbiotheriidae. The transcript is spliced from 11 exons.
GGGAGGUGGUGGCGCUUGGUGGCGACUGGCGGCGGAGGAAGAGGCAGGCGGCGGCACUGGAGUUGGAUUCGGGCGGCGGCAGGUUACACGUGCUCAGUUCCUUCUGCCAUACUCGGAUGACAAGGGCUCAAGGCUCCUCAACAUUCUGGUUGCCCAUCGUUUUAAUACUCCUGUUCUUCUGGUGAAGGCUGAUGGUUGUGAGUCAGGAAAUCCAAGAGUCUGUGAACAAGUGAGGUCACACAUUACCUAAAGGUUGUAUAAGUUAAAAUGAACAAAUUACGGCAAAGCUUUAGGAGAAAGAAAGAUGUCUAUGUUCCUGAGGCCAGUCGCCCACAUCAGUGGCAAACAGAUGAAGAGGGUGUUCGUACUGGAAAAUGUAGUUUUCCAGUUAAGUACCUGGGCCACGUAGAAGUCGACGAAUCAAGAGGAAUGCACAUUUGUGAAGAUGCUGUAAAGAGACUGAAAGCUGAAAGGAAGUUCUUCAAAGGCUUCUUUGGAAAAACUGGAAAGAAGGCCGUGAAAGCAGUCCUAUGGGUUUCAGCAGAUGGACUCCGAGUUGUGGAUGAAAAAACUAAGGACCUCAUAGUUGACCAGACAAUAGAGAAAGUUUCUUUCUGUGCCCCAGAUAGGAACUUUGACAGGGCUUUUUCUUAUAUUUGUCGGGAUGGCACUACACGACGCUGGAUUUGCCAUUGCUUCAUGGCUGUUAAGGAUACGGGAGAAAGACUGAGCCAUGCAGUGGGUUGUGCUUUUGCAGCCUGCCUGGAACGGAAGCAGAAACGGGAAAAGGAGUGUGGUGUGACGGCCACUUUUGAUGCCAGCCGGACCACAUUUACCAGAGAAGGCUCCUUCCGAGUCACCACAGCUACUGAGCAAGCAGAAAGAGAGGAGGUCAUGCGGCAGAUCCAGGACACAAAGAAAGCUGAAACAGAUGCAAAGACUACAGCAGCUUCGUCAGCAACACCCAGUAGCACUGCCCCAUCCCCAUCUUCUCCUACCUCCCCAACUGCUGACACCACUGCCUCCCUUGAGAUGAAUAAUCCCCACGCCAUCCCUCGACGUCAUGCACCGAUUGAGCAGCUUGCCAGACAAGGUUCAUUCCGAGGCUUUCCUGCCCUUAGUCAGAAGAUGUCACCUUUUAAACGUCAGCUGUCCCUGCGCAUCAAUGAGUUGCCUUCCACUAUGCAAAGGAAGACUGACUUCCCCAUCAAAAAUACAGUGCCAGAGGUAGAAGGGGAAGCAGAGAGCAUCAGCUCCUUGUGCUCACAGAUCACAAAUGCCUUCAGCACACCUGAGGACCCUUUCUCAUCUGCCCCAAUGACCAAACCAGUGACAGUGGUGGCACCGCAGUCCCCUGCCUUUCAAGGCACAGAGUGGGGUCCCUCAUCUGGAACAGCCUCACCAGGAAUCUUUCAAGCUGGUCAUCGACGCACGCCUUCUGAAGCUGACCGAUGGUUGGAAGAGGUUUCCAAAACGGUUCGGGCUCAGCAGCCCCAGGCUCCGACUGCCCCCCUGCAAACAAUUCUCCAGCCACCUCCACCCCCAACUCUGUCCCAGUCAGCACCAUCUUUCCAAGGAAAUGCUUUCACCACCUCUCCGCCUGUGCCAGUGGGUGUGGUUCCACCAAUGCAACCAACAUAUGUCUCUGCCCAGCCCUACCCAAUAGCCAAUGGGAUGCCCUAUCCAUCCUCAAACGUGCCUGUGGUUGGCAUCACCCCCUCACAAAUGGUGGCCAAUGUGUUUGGCACUGCAGGCCAUCCCCAGGCAAAUCACCCCCAUCAAUCACCCAGCCUUGUCAAACAGCAGACAUUCCCUCAGUAUGAGAUGAGUAGUACUAUCACUAGCCCAUUCUUUAAGCCCUCUGCCCAGCACCUCAACGGUUCUGCUGCUUUCAAUGGGGUAGACAGUAGCAAGUUGGCUUCAGGGGACAAGCAGCUGGAGGCUUCUGCUUCUACUGACCCAGUGGAUCCUUUUGAAGCUCAGUGGGCUGCAUUAGAAGGCAAGUCCAAACGCACUAACCCCUCACCAACUAAUCCUUUCUCCAGUGACUUACAGAAGACUUUUGAGAUCGAACUGUAGGCAGUCCUUGCGGCUUAUGCAUAUGGUCUGUCUUUUAGGUGAGGGAAGUGGGUUAAAGAAGCAAAGGGGGACUUUCUUUUUCUGAUCAGCACACUUUUUGGUAAUUCCAAAGGCCCUAUGGAACAAGGCCGGGCACACAGUGCAGAAAGGAAUGAUUUUUAAGAAAAUUACUUUUAAAAAUCCCUACAGAUGACCUGCCUUGCAGUUAGAGUAAAGGAGUCAUGGAAACGUGCCCCUCCCAUGCCUCUCUUCCUCUACACCCAACCCGUCCUGGAGAAACAGAGAGGCUGAAGUGAAGGAGCAAAAGGCUGUACCAGAAACCCAUUUGCAGGAUGGAAAAUGUGAUAGAAAGUAAAUCUACCUUUGUUUUUCAGUACAUCUGCCUGCCUGCCUCCCAUUUGACCACCUCACGGGCAAAGGAAAGUAGUCUGCUCUCAGCCUGAGGAGAGCAGCCGCAACAGCAGCAGGAUGUACUGCCUGCCAGGAUUAAGGAGUGGGGGGAGGAAGCAUCACUAGCCCAGCAAAGCUGUCUUUUAUGGGGGAUAAGGUGAGCUUCCACCUUAAGUAACAAUGAAUAUUAUAUAAAUAUAUAUAUAUAAAUAUAUUACAAGAAAAGCCAAAAUUUUUAUUUUUAUGCAUUUAGAAUAUUUUAAAUAGUCCAAUAUUAAAAAGUCAUAAGAGUUGUAAGUAAUCUUGCCAAAGGGAAAAGGUUAGCUGUAAGAAAUUGUAUAUAAGAUUGAUUUAUCAUUGAUUCCAAUCAAAAGUAACCAGAGAAGGGAGGUUAGAGGGUGCGACAGAGGGGAUUCCUAACUUGUUCUAUAGCAUACAGUGUAAGUAGCACAUUGCAACAACAAUCAUGAGUCGUGACCAGUAAGGUUCCUAGAUGGUAGUAAUAAAUAAAGACAAUGAAAGAGCAGUAUUGUCCUGGCUUUCAAACUACUGCAAAAUUCCAUUGGAUCUAAAUUAUCUACAUACACACACAUGUGUGUAUAUAUAGAUAUACAUACAUGUGUAUAUACACACAUAUAUAUGUAUAAAUAUAUAUAAUAUACAAAUAGCAUCUGUAUUUUCUUUUAUGUAUCAAUGCUCUUUCCUUGUGUUGCUUCUUUUCUUGCUUUUGAAACUCCUGUGACGGAGAAUCAUCUACAUGAGGGGGUGACUGACGCCAAGUUUUACCAGGUGGGUCUGUGACCCAGGUCUCUGGUAUUGGUUUUCUUCUUCAAGUUUGGGGAGGGAAGAGAUCUGCUGCCUUUAGCUUUUUGUGCUUCUUUUGUUUGGUUUUCCCUCAUCUGUUUUGAUUAAUGAAAAGUCCAUUGCCAGCGAUACCUGUUGGACCUCUGGUAACAACAUGAAAUCCCAUCUCAUUUAAUUUUACUUUUAAACGUUGGCCUUACAAUCAAAUGUACGUUUUACACACACACACACACACACACACACACACACACACACACACACACACACACAAAAUUUGUACUGAUGACAAUUUAUAAUCUGAUUUAACAGAAAUAAAUGUUGGUGGUAAGAAGUUGUUGCCAGUAGCACUGUUCUUUCCCCAU